GCUGCUCUACGUACGGUGGUGGCUGCCUUUAUCCAUUUCAAAUCCUCGUUGUUUAAAACCAUCCAACAAAAGACAAAAGUUCUCUGUGUAAAAUAAAACCCUAAUUCAGCUCCAAAGUUUCAGCCAUGGCGUCUCCAGCUCCCACGCGCCGCUACUCUCAAACCCCCCGCCGUCAGCUCGAAAUGCACCUGGACGCCCUUUACCAGUCCGUAUUCCCGAGCGUGGUAGCAAUCGAGAGCCACUUCGUCGGCCCCGAUAAUCGAGAUCUGAAGCAGCCCGUCCGCCACAAAACCGGCGUCUUCGUCGGUCCGACCACAAUCGUCACCUCCGCGAACGUCGUCGGACGCGUCCUCACCGACAAACCUGCCGCCGCCGUCCACAGAUCCUACAUCGCCCAAAUCUUCGCGAUCACCCGCGGCAGCAGCCCCCGACCUCUGAAGACGAAGGUCCUGGCGGUGAGCUUCGCCCACGACGUCGCCGUGCUGGAGGUGGUGGACGACGCCGCGCCGCCCGAGGGGACCUCGUUCACCCCGUGCUCGAUCGCGAAGUCUCCGCCGCAGCAGGGCGACGUUCUGCUGGCGGCGGUCCACAUGGUGAAUAUGCAGUUCGGAAUGAUGCCCGGGCACGUGAGGGCCGUGGGCGAGAAAACCUUCAACGUGAGGGCGCCGUGGCCGCUGGAAAACGGAUCUGGUUGGGUUGAGUUCGACAACAGCCAGUUCAACGGCGGAUUUCCUCGCCCGUGGAGUGAUCUGUUCAAAAGCGAAGAAGAGAUCACCGGUAGAAGCACAAUCAUGACCGGAAGUCCUUUGUUCAACAGUGACGGCGAGUUCUUCGGCGUUGCGUCAUGGGAUGUAAGCGAGAAGGGUUCGUCACGCCCGGUGAGCUUCGCUACGUCUCUGUUGCCGAUCAUGGUUGCGUUGGAGUACGCCAAGAACAAGAACCCGGAUCAUGACCCGGUUGUCAUGGAUACUUGGAUCCAAGGUUAAAUAUUGAUGAUCAAUUAAUCAAGGGUAAUUAAGCAACCAAGCUUCUUGUGAUGUGUUUGGCUUUGUUGCUUUGCACGUGGAUAGUUUGAUCUUUUGGAAUAAUUGUUGGUCUGGUAUGGCCUGUUUAGUGCAUAAUUGUUAAUUAGA
Molecule: messenger RNA, 1133 nt
Organism: Erythranthe guttata (spotted monkey flower)
Lineage: Eukaryota; Viridiplantae; Streptophyta; Magnoliopsida; Lamiales; Phrymaceae
Source: RefSeq, a predicted model, not a curated record